CUGUUAAGUAGUUUUUGAAUUAUUUUGAAGCUUUUGAUGAAAGUACGACCAACCUACACUGACUCUGAUUACAAACUAGCCAAGGAAGGAUGUGGUGAUGUGCACAGGAAAGGGAUACUUCCUUUGGAUAAAUUCAGUGUCCAUCUCUCGUCUGUUUCGUCGAAAAGAGGAAGCUUCAUCAACGCAAUAUAUUUACCAUCAUACACAAACAGGAGAGCGUUUAUUGUGACGCAGUAUCCGCCGGAAGAGGAAGCAGUUGAUUUCCUGCGCCUGCUCAAUGAUCAUGAAUCUGAUACAGUAAUCUGUAUGGAUCCUCUGAAAGAUAUUGAAUCGAGUACGACGUGGUUACCUACUCCUUCCUCUUCCAAGGUAGUCGUCCCCCUCAAUGUUCACUAUCAAUCAAAGGCCGGAACUGACGUGAAAAGUACCAAAAUUCACAUGGUGCAAAAUAAUAGUGAGGAGGAAGCUCAUUCAGUAACCAUUAUUGAACCGAUUGUCGCCAUGAAAACAUCCGGAAACCCUCUAGAUACAUCCCAGCUUAGAAGCUUGGUAUCUGUCGCUCUGAGUUCUGAGAAUGAAAAGCCGAUUACAGUUGUUAGCAAAGAUGGAGCGUGUCUUUGUGGAUUUUUCUGUGCCGUUCAUAACGUGAUACAACAGAUUAACAUGGACGACUGUGUGGAUAUCUUCACUGCCGUCAGACAACUUCAAGUUCGAAGACCGGAGUUCUGUGCUAAUUUCGAUGAGUAUGGUCUGAUCUAUAGAUCUGUUUAUGAUAACAUACAAAGUACAACAGAAAACAUUUACAGCAAUCAGUAAAGUGGUGGAUCUAUACGCUGCAAUCCUUCAUGACUUUUAAAAUUAUAUAAUUAAAAAUAUAUAUAU
Molecule: messenger RNA, 882 nt
Organism: Saccostrea cuccullata (small rock oyster)
Lineage: Eukaryota; Metazoa; Mollusca; Bivalvia; Ostreida; Ostreidae
Product: receptor-type tyrosine-protein phosphatase eta-like
Exons: 7
Coding region: 37-816 (259 amino acids)
Biological process (GO): protein dephosphorylation
Molecular function (GO): protein tyrosine phosphatase activity
Source: RefSeq, a predicted model, not a curated record